This is a messenger RNA of Mastomys coucha (southern multimammate mouse), 1295 nucleotides long. RefSeq names its product protein FAM47E-like. The record is from RefSeq and is a predicted model, not a curated record. The transcript has a single exon. NCBI's taxonomy places the organism in Eukaryota, Metazoa, Chordata, Mammalia, Rodentia, Muridae. Bases 16 to 1218 code for a protein of 400 amino acids.
AGAGCCAUAGAUGUCAUGGGGGACCAGAAGCUGCCAGAGAACCAGUUUCCUCGAUUACCCAAGUAUAAGCGUGUCUUGAAGCACAAAACAGAACAACAGAUAGUCGCUCCUUUAAUGGAGGACCUUCAGCAGCAGUUUCCUCAGGAAGAACUGGAUGACUUUACUACAGAUUAUGAGCCACAUGAAGAGAUUCUUUCACAAACCAACCAGGGUAUAGUUCUCCCCAGAAUUUCUCAUAAAGUAGGCAGUAUUGCCACCAAGUCGAUACAGCUACCGAGUCAGUUAAAGCUACCCAAGGAUUUGGGAAUGUUUCCCUCAAUUUCAACGGGUCAGCAAGGAAUCAGAACACAAUACAAGCUGGAUCACUUGUCUCAGAUGGAAGAUGAUGCUGAAGAUUAUGUCAUAAAUUUGAAGGAGCAGACAAAAUGUGAUCAAAAUCUGAAUAAGUGGCCUCCCUUCGAAAAUCAAAUGAAAGCAAAAAUGAAUAGCAAGCAUGGGAAGGACUUUCACAGGAAACUCAACCUUCGACCCCCUGAAAAUUCCAAAUUGGGUCAAAAAGAUUUUUUUCGUACAUACACACACAGAAGUAAGAAGUUGCUGGACUCUCUUAAUAGUAGAUGCACACAAAGGGGAGGUGAUAAUAUAGAUGAAUGGGAUGAAGAACUGGGAAACUUGGAUGUGUUGCAACAAUGUGACAUGGACUAUGUUAACCAACCAACUUGUGAUGAAUUCUCAGAGAAGAUAAACAGUUAUCUUCCUUCUAAGCUCAAGUACUUCAGAGGAUUAAGCAAAGGAAAUGGAACCAAAUUCUCCAAACAGAAAUCAAAAUUUGAGAUGAAAGUCCAAAAGCCACAUGAUCUUUCUAUGUCUACCAAGAAGAAGUAUAAAUAUGGACCACCAUACCAUAAACUGAAGCCAUUGAAAACACAGGCAGUAAAAGAGCCUUUACAUGACCCCAAGAGCUUGAAUGAAAUUGAAGGUAAAAGCGUUUGUAAACCAGAUACACUUGAAAAUCUUUAUGGAGCAAUUGCCUUUAAGGAUUUCAUUGUAGACAAGGGCUACCAUAUGCCAGGAAUACUCAAGAAGUAUUUUAGGAAAAAGGGAUGGAACUACAACUCUGUUAAUACUCCUAUACCAAGUGUAUUAAAAUAUCAUGAAAUGAUGCUGCAAAAGAUGGAUGAUGAAGAUGAUGAAACUAGUGAAAUGGAACUUGACUAAUAGAUUUUGUUAUCACCACAUGCUUUACUGUGCCCUCCUCUUAUAUUGCACUUGCGUUGUGUGGACACCCUUUGGCA